Messenger RNA from Cotesia congregata, 747 nucleotides. The record is from the annotation of a GenBank genome assembly. Lineage: Eukaryota; Metazoa; Arthropoda; Insecta; Hymenoptera; Braconidae.
AUGGACAAGCUCCUAAACUCAGCGACGACUCUGUGGCAACCUUCGCUGAGUUCAACUCCAGGAACAUUAUUAGUCGACCUCCUGGUGGACGAUAAAGAGUUUCUGGCUGUGGUGGAGGAAAUGCAGAGCGGAAUUCGCGAACACCGAGACAAUGGACACUCUGGAGGGAUAUUCUCUAGGUACAACAUCGUAAGGAUCCAGAAGGUCCAGAACCGGAAGCUCUGGGAGCGAUACGCUCACAGGAGACAGGAAGUCGCUGAGGAAGUCAUCGCUGCGGGACCUUGUGGCUCUCCGCCGUCGGGCUCCGGCGCUAGUAGAGCGACCCCUACUCCUGCGACGACGAUCCCUCAGGCCAAUGAGAGGAUGCUGUUCCACGGGAGUUCCUUUAUCAAUGCUAUUGUCCAGAAAGGCUUUGACGAGCGGCAUGCUUACAUUGGGGGGAUGUUUGGCGCCGGGAUUUACUUCGCGGAACACAGCAGUAAGAGCAAUCAACACUUACUACUCUGCCGAGUGACCCUAGGAAAAUCAUUCCUUCAAUUUUCCGCGAUGAAGAUGGCGCACGCGCCACCGGGUCACCACAGCGUGAUGGGCAAGCCGUCUCAAGGCGGCUUGGCCUUCCCGGAGUACGUAGUGUACCGAGGCGAGCAAGCGUACCCUGAGUAUCUGAUAACCUACCAGAUAGUCGGUCCGCAGGCGUCUAGCAGCCGCGCAGGCGCCCCGGACAGCGAGCCCGACGCCUCCAGGUGA